UUGUUGUUUGGUCAUGUGUUCGUAGAUGUCGGUAGGUCGCUAGUCGGCAAAUGGUCGAUACAGCUUGUAAAGAGUAUCUUCUUGCUCUUUUAUACGUGCAAACCGCCAUCACUGUCCUCUACAGACCAAAGACAAGCGCUUACCCUGUGGGGGCGGCACGGCUCAGGAAGUAGAGCAGUUCGUCUCGUCAUCGGAAGGCCGCUGGUUUGAUCCACGGCUCCUGCGGAGAGCGUGUCAUAGUGUCCUUGAACAAUGAGCAGGUUGGCGCCUUGCAUGGCAGCCUCCACCGUCAGUGUAUGGAUGUGUGUGUGUGUGUGAAAGGGUGAAUGUGAGGCGUGCACUAUAAAGCACUUGGGAGUGGUCGGUAGACUACAAAAGCAUGAUAUAAAUGCAGUCCAUUUACCAUUUAACUAACUAUUUAAGACCAGUAAAUACAAACAAAUGGCAGAGACAAAACUACAGGUCAGCUGGGAAAGCUACUUUUGGUGGGAAACUGUUCAUGAAUCUACAAGAACUACUCACAUUCCACUAAUAUGGAACUGUUCUCUAAAAGGUGUUCAUUUGCAAUUAUUCUCUCUCUCUCUCUCUCUCUCUCUCUCUCUCUCUCUCUCUCUCUCUCUCUCUCUCGUGCAAUAGACAAACACAGAGUUAUCAUGGAAGACCGGUCAGGGACCCAUCCUUACCCCGACGGCCAUCAACAUCAACAUCACCAUCACCACCAACACCACCCAUCUCACCACCACAGCCUGCCCGCUCUCCAAAGCCCCGAACUGGGAUACACAUCCACCCCACCUCCCCUGAACAUCCUGGAACAGUAUGGAAGUAGAGCGGAAAGAGUCUCAACUCAUUUCCAGACUUACAGUGUCUCUUCAGAGAAGGUCAUGGAGAGCAACGGGGCCGAGAGAGGAUAUGCCAACAUAAGUGCGAACUGCUUGGACGUGGACGCCAGCUUUAGCAGCCAUCUCAACGGAGAGGGUCAUCCAGACGGCCAUUUUGCUGCCAUGUGGUACGACGGUAGCACGAAGGAUGAUGUUUGGGAUGAGGGGGAGAGUUGUGAAAGUGCAGUGGAUGAUUUUUAUCGAAAAGACAGUUGCAGUGAUGUGGGCGUCUCAUUUCACACCAGGAGGUGUAGCGGUGAGAAAGGAGCAGAUGGCGUUGACAGUUUUGAUACAGUUGGCAGCUAUGCUAGGGACAAAGCUGGAAAAAAUUACGGUAAAUACAUUAACAUCGGCUAUGAAGGGAGAGGUGAGAUGGUCUACGUGAAUGAAGCGAAUGCCGGCCACUAUGCAAAAGCUAAUGCACUUUGCAAUAGAGGUAACGGCUUCGAUGUGUGUAGAUCUGGUAGUCAUUCAAAAAUGAACGACGGUUACGUGGGAGCAGAAAAAGACUUCAGUGAGGAUCAAGCUCUCCAGGAUCAAACUCCCGCAGAACUGAAGCUGUGGGUGGACGCUUCAUCCAUGAGUCGGUGUUCAGAGCACAGCCCGGGCCGGUGGAGAGGCCACGGGGACCGCCAGACGCUGGCCUCAGUGUACCAACCACGGAGACCGUCCACAGGCGUCGACGCCAGCACGCACACUCAGAGGCUGGACUCGUUUUCCAAGGCCUUUUUCCCCCGUUGCAAAGCGGCGUUUCCCAUGAUUCACGCCAGCGAUUCCAUCGGACACACGUGGAAGUUUGGGGCGGGGAAAGGAGAGGGCUCCGGCACGGUCAAAUCGAACCACGCCGGUGGUUUUGAGUCGCCGUCAAACGCCUACCUGUCUCCCUCCUCCUCCACCCCUCCCCACAUCUCUCUCCCCUCUCUCCCCUCUCCUCCCCCCCCAUCUCACCUCAUGCCUUCGAUGCUGAGCCCCCCACCCACACCGUUGCCCCCUCCCUCGCUCUCGCCCUCCAAAAUGGACUCCUCCUCCGGUGUAUUUGGUGGGCAUUCGGGCCCCAAGGGGGGAGAGUCGCUUGGCACGCUCCAGUUUUUCACUCCGUGUCUCUCCGUUCUGCCCCCCAUCCCCCCCUCCACGAUGAUAUGGAAGUUUCCGACGCUGUCUGAUUGUUUUCCUCAGCAGUCAGGUGACUGCAGGAGUACAGCUGACGGCACCCUGAGAGCUUCCCAUUGUAGUGACAUUGACAACAACACAGUCCAUCACACCGUCCUCCAGACUCCAGAUGAAGCGCAGCUCAUGUCCUCUCCUGACCAUUCAUCCCUCCAUCCAUCCAGAGUCCCCUGUACCUCUACCAGUCCCUCCCUCCAUCCUCAUCCCACCCCGUCCCACCUCUCCAGUCUCCAUUACAAGGAAGGGGAAAGGCUGGCAUCUAAUAUGAUGCCACACAACGGACCCGUCAGCCAGUCCCAUGCAGCGAGCGGAUCCCCUACCGUCAUUUGUGGAACUUCAUUUCCCAGCAUCCUUCACUCCACCAGGCACCAGACCAGAGGUCACUACAGGCCGCGGCCCAUCCUCAACCCCCUCCGCAGGGGAACAGGCCUCUACUCCUCCCUCUCCUCCUUCAGUCCGGGGGAGCGAGGGAUGACGAGAGGAGAGGAGCUAAACGAAGAGUAUCGUGUGUCACCGUGCAUCAACCUAGGUCCAGACUACCAGGCGGGGCUUCCACCCUGCUUCUCAGAUUGGGAAAAAUCCGGGGUGAGGUUACAGGAGGAGGAGUCUCCCAGGGAACAGUUGCUAUGGAAACCGUGGCCACAGUUAAAGGAGAGUGCCAGUUUGCAGGGCCGAGUGGAGAGGCUGUUGUCAAUGUGUAGUUCUAGUUGUCUACCAGGAGGGGGCAGCAACACAGAGCUAGCCUUACACUGUCUGCACUACUGUCAGGGAGACGCGAUGGUUGCACUGGAGAUGCUUCUGUUCACACAGCCCUCACCGACAGGAGACUACCACUACUCCGGAAGUGACCAAUGGACAGACAUUGAGAGGGGUCUCUUCAGCUCGGGCCUGGUGACUUUUGGCAAAGACUUCUCACUCAUACAGAAAACGGUGAAGUCUAAGAGUGUGCGUCAGUGUGUUGAAUUCUACUACCUGAGUAAGAAGCUCCAAGACAAGCAGAAGAAACAGAGGCAGGAGGACGACAGAGACGGAGAAAUGGCGCAGCGGACAAGCGCAAGUGUGCCGCCAGUUACUGAACCUAUCAACACACAGUUUCAACUGGAUGGGGUGGUUCCUGUGCCGUCAUUGGCCAGCGUCUUCCCCUGCAAGCUGUGUGGCAAGAUGUUCUAUAAGAUCAAGUCUCGUAACGCUCAUAUGAAGAUCCACCGCCAGCCUCAGGAGGACUGGGCCGACAGGCAGCUCCAGCACCAGAUGCUCACCCAGCGCUUGGCCCUCAGCCUGCCCCAUAACCUCGCUCCCAGUCUGGGAACCAGUCUACUACAACCCCAGGCUUCAACGCCGGCCUUUUCCUCACCCGCCCUCACUCAAGUCAACAACAGUCACACGGGAAAUGUCCUGAACUCCUUUGCUGUUACCAGUAGCAACACGGCGCCCCGUCGCACCACCAGCAUUCCCAGUCACAGUGCUGUGGUAACCAAUAGCAAUGUCCAUAACCCAAACCCUCAUGCAGCAGCCAGUACUGAUGCUGGAACCCCAGGGACAAGUCAAAGGGGAUCUCCCCCCGUCGUGCCGUUCCACCCGUCGUGGAGCUCCUUUGGACUUGAUUCUGACCACAUGACAUUUUACUGUGACCAGGAGGGGAAAGAGGCUCUAGGAGUUGCAACAGGGGGUAAAGGACCAUUUCAUUGGCAGUAAAAAUUAACUCCCCAGACAAUUUCAGCACCCAUGGGUUAUAUUUGUCGCCCCGUGGCCGAGACUCCAGAAACUAUCGGAGCAUUUUUAACAGAAUUUGAUGCCAAGUGUUGUUUUUUUUUUAACGUGCAUUUGUGUAGCAUAUUGUGUUCCAUUAAUAUAUAAAUGUUUCUCAUGCAUUUAAAAUUACAUUUUAUACCCUCAGAGUCAUCUAGAAAGUACUUGAAUUUAGCUGUUCUUUCUUACUGUCAGAACAGAAGGACAAAAUGUUGUGUUGUUCAUAAAGUGUCCCAGUGAGCAACCAAUCGGGUUAAAUUCUGGUCUGUGGACAUCUAUUUGGCAAAUAAA
Messenger RNA from Lampris incognitus (smalleye Pacific opah), 4085 nucleotides. RefSeq lists its product as uncharacterized. Gene Ontology annotation, cellular component: transcription regulator complex; histone deacetylase complex. Bases 534 to 3740 code for a protein of 1068 amino acids. The transcript is spliced from 10 exons. Gene Ontology annotation, biological process: negative regulation of DNA-templated transcription; regulation of transcription by RNA polymerase II. NCBI's taxonomy places the organism in Eukaryota, Metazoa, Chordata, Actinopteri, Lampriformes, Lampridae. The record is from RefSeq and is a predicted model, not a curated record. Gene Ontology annotation, molecular function: transcription corepressor activity.